AUGAAUAUCCUCAUUGAUAGCCUGAUUAAGCUAUGGGUUCUUCUUCCCAUUUCUGUUGUUAUGGUUCUUGUCGGAAUUUUAAGAACGUAUAUAACGCUGCUUUUCCAGCCAUCUCCGUCUCUUCAGGAUCGGGAAUUGGUGCGUCAACAGCAACAUCUUGCUCGACUUGGAAACUAUCUCAACAACCGUUCUGUGUUUAAUUCUAAGCGAGACUAUGACACAAAGCUAUCUUAUCUUGUCAAUGAGUAUUCAGAAGAUAAAUAUCUCAAGGUAAAGUUUCCCAAAGACCCUUCCCAGGAAAACCCUGCUAACCCACUAGAGGCUCUCACUUCUCCUGCCUCGAAUGACAUGCUGAUGCAGUCCGUCAAGGCUAGCAUUGCAAACUAUGUUCCUCAAAGUGUCAUCAUGUGGUGGGUUAACUAUUUUUUCAAGGGCUAUAUUAUCAUGAAGCUUCCCUUUGAUGUAACUGCCAACUUCAAAUCAAUGUUGCAAACAUCUAUCAACACUCCCGAUUUGGAUGCUUCUUAUGUGUCUUCAGUGAGUUGGUACUUCGUUAAUCUCUUGGGUUUAAAAUCUGUUUAUGCUCUAAUAUUCAACGAUAAUAGUUUGGCCAAUAAAUUGAUGGCUCAGCAACAGCAGCAGCCCAUUCAACCGCAGAUAGCUGGUGCAGGUCCUUCUCCCAAACAACUGUUCCAGAGCCAGUUAGAGAACUUGAAAAUAGCUCCAUUUGAGAGCUGUCUUACAGAUGUUACCGAUAGGGUCGUCAAAAUGUAUAAAUAA
Messenger RNA from Brettanomyces nanus, 780 nucleotides. RefSeq lists its product as uncharacterized. Gene Ontology annotation, cellular component: membrane; EMC complex. Gene Ontology annotation, biological process: protein folding in endoplasmic reticulum. The transcript has a single exon. Bases 1 to 780 code for a protein of 259 amino acids. Lineage: Eukaryota; Fungi; Ascomycota; Pichiomycetes; Pichiales; Pichiaceae. The record is from RefSeq and is a predicted model, not a curated record.